Messenger RNA from Cottoperca gobio, 5274 nucleotides. RefSeq names its product diacylglycerol kinase, epsilon (gene dgke). The coding region runs from base 257 to 1987 and encodes 576 amino acids. The record is from RefSeq and is a predicted model, not a curated record. Gene Ontology annotation, biological process: phospholipase C-activating G protein-coupled receptor signaling pathway. Gene Ontology annotation, cellular component: membrane. Lineage: Eukaryota; Metazoa; Chordata; Actinopteri; Perciformes; Bovichtidae. The transcript is spliced from 11 exons. Gene Ontology annotation, molecular function: ATP-dependent diacylglycerol kinase activity.
GACAUGUAAACACUCUCUGAAGCUAAGGUAGCGAGGUAGCUCAUUGGCUCAACGUCACAUCGCUGUCUUCUUGUUGAUAUCUAGUUCUACAUCAACAUGUUUAAAUUGAAGCUGAUAUUAGUGCCAGGGUGCUGUUUGUGUCCGUGAGCAUGCGUGUUGCGGGGAGAAGGUCGCGUUCGUCCCGUCUACACUCACUGUUGUGUACAUAGACUGAUUUCCGCUUAUUAUCAUCACCCGUCGCCACCGUCCAGCAGCGAUGUACAAGGAGGGGGACGAGCUGCAGGACGACUGCGGCUCCCGGGAGGAGUGGACGCUGCUGUUCUGGACCUCGCUGGCCGUCAUCGUCCCGGUCAUCAUCACGCUGUGGUGCAGCGCCCAGCGCUCCAAGCGGAAAACGCACAUGAAGGAUUUCUUUCGCAAGAGCAAGCACGGCUGGCACUACACAGACCUGUUCAACAAGCCCACCUACUGCUGCGUCUGCUCCCAGCACAUCCUCCAGGGGGCUUUCUGUGACUGCUGCGGCGUGUGCGCCGACGAGCAGUGCCUGCGUCGGGCCGACCGCAGCCUGCUUUGCAAGGAGAUCAUGGCUCCAUGUAGCCCCGGCAGAGCCAUGGAGCACCGCUGGGUGCGCGGAAACGUCCCCCUCGCCAGCUACUGUGCAAUGUGCAAACAGCAGUGUGGGACCCAGCCGAAGCUCUGCGACUUCAGGUGUGUGUGGUGUCAGAACACAGUGCACGAUGACUGCAUGGACAGCCUGACGGACGCAGACCAAUGUGAACUGGGCGAGUUCCAUAACCUCAUUAUCCCACCUCACUACCUGUACCACGUCAACAAGCUCCGCCGCAGGAACCCUGAGGAGUACAGCAAGCUGGCAUCUUCCUGUGGCAGUGGCUGGACUCCAGUGUUGGUCUUGGCUAACACACGUAGCGGGAACAACAUGGGGGAGGCUUUGCUGGGAGAAUUUCGCACCGUUCUGAAUCCUGUGCAGGUGUUUGACCUGUCGGAGCUGACUCCCUCCAAAGCCCUGCAGCUGUGCACCCUGCUGCCCCCCGGCAGUGUCCGGGUGCUGGUGUGUGGGGGCGACGGCACUGUGGGCUGGGUGCUGGAUGCCAUCGAUACUAUGAAGCUGAAGGGCCAAGAUCAGUUUAUGCCCAGGGUGACCAUCCUUCCCCUGGGGACAGGAAAUGACCUUUCCAACACUUUAGGCUGGGGUGCCGGGUAUGCUGGAGAGAUCCCCGUGGAACAGGUUCUCCGUAACAUCCUUGAUGCCGAGGUGGUCAAAAUGGACAGGUGGAAAGUGCAGGUGGCUUCAAAAGGCCUCUAUUUUCGUAAACCAAAGGUUCUGUCCAUGAACAACUACUUCUCUGUGGGGCCCGAUGCUCUGAUGGCGCUCAACUUCCACACACACCGUGAGAAAACACCCUCCUUCUUCUCCAGCCGCAUCAUCAACAAGACUGUAUAUUUCCUGUAUGGCACCAAAGAUUGUUUAGUGCAGGAAUGUAAGGAUCUGGAUAAGAGGAUUGAGUUAGAGCUGGAUGGAGAAAGGGUGGCGCUGCCCAGUCUGGAGGGCAUCAUAGUUUGUAACAUUGGCUACUGGGGUGGAGGCUGCAGACUCUGGGAGGGUAUGGGGGAUGAACCCUGCCCCCCCACACGGCUGGAUGAUGGUCUGCUGGAGGUGGUGGGUGUGUUUGGCUCCUUUCACUGUGCUCAGAUCCAGGUCAAGAUGGCCAAUCCUGUACGGCUGGGACAGGCCCACACUGUGAGGCUGGUUCUCAAGAGCUCCAAGAUGCCCAUGCAGGUGGACGGGGAGCCGUGGGCCCAGGGUCCCUGCAUCAUCACCAUCACCCAUAAGACCCAGGCCCUCAUGUUGUACCACAGCACCGAGCAGACGGACGAUGACGACGACGAAUCCAGUGGCUCCGAGUCGGAGAGCCCCGUCCCUCACGACUCACCCAGGCCCCUGGGGCCGGCCUCUGCUCGUGCAUGACCCAGCCCAACCAUCAUGUGAUCUGAAGUUCCUCUUUUCUUAAGUUUCUUACUUUUUUUUUCUGCAGCCCAAUUUCUAUUAAUCCCUUAUUUGCAAUAUUGUAUUCCUCUAAGAUCUUUGAACACACUUUAUCCUCAAAUCCGUUGAUGAGAAUAGGUGUUUCCUGCGUAAUCAUUUCAUAUGUUUUAAGAGAGCUCACAGGGGUUUAAAGGUUAUAUAGAAAUGGGCUGGUAUGAUUUAGUUUUUCCGUCUAUUAUCUCCAAGCUCCCCAUAUGUUGUAACCGAGAGCUCAGGCAGUUCCCCCUCCACAUGUGGGACAGUCGGGAGGAUGUGAAUGUUUUGAAAAAAGAUUGCUGUUUAUUUGCACUGAUCCCUUGUGCCAUAGACAUCUAUAGUCAACUAUACUAUAUUUAUUAUACUGUACUUACAAUGUAAUGCCCAGUGUAGCCCAGCAGGUAUCAGUCAGCCAUCUUUAACAAGUUGCCCAGGUUCAAUUGACCGAACCACCACAAAGCCAUGUCUAAAUCAACAGCAGGUGAUGACGCAUUAAUCUACGAGAGAUCAGUACUGUCGCAACGUUUGUGAAGUGGAGGUUUGGCUGAAGGUACAUCCAAAGCUUCAAGGACAUUUUUUUUACUCCAGAAAAAGCACAAACGUUAAAAUGCACAGAAUAUAAAUUAAAUUCCCUUUUUAGUGCUCAUUACAUUGUUUUGAAGUGUCUCAGAAUCUUGAUGGAGCAAGGGCUCUGUUACAACUGCAGUGUGCUGUCAAUCACUGGACAUUGAUGUUGUUUCGUUUACUUCAUGGUGCCCUGUCUCAAGUAGCUCCCAAAACUGCUAGAUUGUACUAAGUUACAGGAGCUACAGGAAACAGCCUGGCCUUUUUAUUUUGAAAGUACUGCCAAGUACCUUGUCAGAGGAUUGCUUUUUUGCCUACAUUGUUUUCCUCCUGUUUACACAUUUUGUGUUGCACUGUUUUGGCACUUACACUGAUAAAUACCUUACACUGCUUAGGAUGUAUGUUAUAUACAUGAUGCUGACCUUUGAUGUGGCUGCCGAUAGUAAUAACUGUUGAUGAGAUUAAGCUGUCCUAUGUUGUUAUUUUACUUUAUUCAAGUAAUCCUACUGCAUCAUUUGUGGUUUACCAAAUGGUCACCACAAGAUGGCAGGCUACAGACAGUAUUUUCUGUAGACAGGUCCAGUAGAGUUGGUCUUCUAAACCUUAAACCUCUACAGUUUACUAUUAAUACCAUCAGAGUUACUAGCAUGUACUUAUCUGUGUAGUGUUCAUUUGUGUUUCUGUCUGUCCAAUAGUCUACAUGUAGGGAAAUUAAUUAGGGCUGCAACUAACAAUUAUUUUCAUUAGCGAUUAUCUGCCCAUUGGGUCUAUAGGUCCAAGGUGAUGUAUUUAAAUGUCCAAAAAAGAUAUUCACUUUAUUAUGAUACAAAACAGAGAAAAGCAGGAAAUCUCCAUAUUUGAGAGGCUGAAAACUGCAUUUUCUGCCAUUUGUGCAUAAAAAAUGACCUUAUCAAUUAAUCGAUUAUGAAACUUCUCUGUCCAUCGACUAAUCGAUUAGUCUACUAAUUGUUGCAGCUCUAAAAUUAAUUUCACCAUUUGAGGUGGUCCUGUUUAUUGCAGAAUGGUUGCAUGUUGCUUACAACCACAUCUGAAAAGCCUGUAGAAUGUUAGUUUAUGCUUUCUUAUAAACCUGGAGCCAACUUGCUGCACAUAAGGCUGAACAGGGAUCAGUUUUUAGCCGCGUGAUGCCUAUGCUUUUGGAAUAUGCACCUCCUUGGCAGGUAACCAAGCCUCGUGGUUUCGUCACUCUCUGUUUGUUUGGUGAAUGUCCUCUUGCUCAAGGACACCUGUAUGACCUUUUAACCUUAUUUUCCAUGUUUACCAGAGUUUUGUGUGUUGUGUUGCACUGAAUUAGCUUAAAUGUUUAUUAGCAGGUUUUUUAGCCACACUAGCAGCAUGGCCUGUAGUUUAAUACACUGUUGAGAAUGAAAUACCUCGAUAACUGUUGGAUGCAAUUUUGUACAGAUAUUGAUGGUACCCUAAGAAUAAAUCCUAAUCAUUUAGUUGAUCCUGAGUAUUUAAUUAAAGCCAUCAUCAGGUCAAAAUCUGUUUUUUGAGACUAGGCUAGAUAACAUGCUAAAUAGUAGCAUAAUAACGUAAGCAUGAUGGCACUAGCUUUUCAUUCAAAUCAGAGGUGGACCUUAAUACAGAUGUUGACUCUGUCAUUUGUAUCCAUAGUUAACAAAGCUUUAUGCUGUUUUGCAGAGUGAAAUGGGUCACUGGUAGUGGCGAAACCAGAGAAAAUUAUGACCCACUGAGAUCAAUUCCUGCCCUCCAAUUUAGCAUCUUUCAGUUCAUAGUUUUGGUUGAAUCUCAUUAUUCUCAUGAGCCUUGUAAAAAAUGUAUGUCUCGUGCACAGCACAAAUGGCACACAGACAAUGCAGCGACUGGCAAGUGGCUAGUUAGUGUGCUAGCUUAAUGGCGAAAAUACUUUUUCCACAGAAGAUGCUAUAGGUUAAAACAGAGCCACAAAGAGAGUGACUAUUGCACUUACAGUUGCCAGGUCGCCAAAAACGUGACUUCAAAUUGAUGUUGAUUAAGGUGUGUAAGUAGGCUUUUGUUUGCUAAUUAUAUUUUGCAUAGAAACUUGAUUAAGCCAUAAUAUAUCAAACGUGUUGUAUUAUGCCUUCAAGUGGCCAAAGCAAAAAUCUGAUUCUGCAGCUUUCAUCUGAUGAAAGUUGGCAAUGUACAAGCCUGAUAAGAUGAGUAGAGAAUAACCCUUUAGAGUUACAUAAUGGCGUGGCAUUUUUUCUGGUGCCACCAUGAGAUUCUGCCCCACUAGCAGUAUAGCAGUAAGGAUUAACAGCAGCAAAGUGGUCUUUCCAUUUGUAAACCAUCUAACAAAUGUGUUUCCUGGCAUAUAAUGACUAUUACACCUCACAAGGUUGCUGGCGUGGCUAAAGACCUUUACUUGUUUUAAUGUUAGAGGUGGAGGGACAUGACUGAUGGUUGUUUUGUAUGUUCACAAUUCCAGUGAGUUUCAUUAUUAUUUGUUAAAUUUUGGCAGAAAUAGCAGUAUUUAUAUAGUCUCCAUUUAUCAAAGCAAAUUCCCCUGUCUUGUGUGUACCAAAAUGCUUUCAUUAUCAAUUAAUAUAUAUUUGAAUAUGCUUACUUUUCCUGAGGUCAAAUAUCUGUAAAAAAAAAAAACAAGAGAACCCUAAAGGCUGAUAAGAAUGUGCAGAAGACAUAAUUAAUUUCACUUUGACUAC